AUGGAUCUAAAUGUAGAGAUAGUGGAGAAGGCAGAGGAGGACAAUGGGUUUAGGCGAUUCAACAUCGUUUCGAACGACUCCGACCACCACUACGUCAAACUCAACAAGACUGCGACCAACAACGCCGACUGCUUUAGUAAUGCAACGAGUGGCAUUUACACAAAGAUCAUGCAGGAGUGGAAGAUUCUCAAGAAUAAUCUUCCCGAUUCGAUUUUCGUGCGUGUCUAUGAAUGGAGGAUCGACCUUCUCCGAGUGGUGAUUGUCAAUGUUGCGGGGACGCUGUAUCACGAUGGUCUCUUCAUCUUUGGUCUCGCAUUUCUUCCUGAUUACCCCACGCAUCCCCCGCAGGUCCAUUACUGCUCAUUCGGUCUUCAAUUGAACCCUAAUUUGUAUGCAAAUGGGCGGCCGCCUCAAGAUUCCCCACCUGUCAUUGGAAUAAGUCGAAGAUUGACAUUAGGCAAAGAGGACAAUCCAAAGUUAGGAGUGAAUUGGCUCUACCGACCUGUUGAUAUAAAGCUUGUAAAAAGAAGAGUGUAUGAUACUGAGAACAAGUGUUUAUGGUGGUUAACUGACAAAGAUUACAUUAAUGAACGAUAA
Messenger RNA from Vitis riparia (riverbank grape), 597 nucleotides. Its product is annotated as putative ubiquitin-conjugating enzyme E2 38. The transcript has 3 exons. The record is from RefSeq and is a predicted model, not a curated record. The coding region runs from base 1 to 597 and encodes 198 amino acids. NCBI's taxonomy places the organism in Eukaryota, Viridiplantae, Streptophyta, Magnoliopsida, Vitales, Vitaceae. Gene Ontology annotation, molecular function: ubiquitin conjugating enzyme activity.